Messenger RNA from Linum tenue, 4414 nucleotides. Lineage: Eukaryota; Viridiplantae; Streptophyta; Magnoliopsida; Malpighiales; Linaceae. The record is from the annotation of a GenBank genome assembly.
CCAGAACCGCCGACACAAAAAAAAAAAAAAAAAACCUGUAUCGGUACAGGCCAUCAAAAACGCAUUCGAGAUGACGUGCUGACCUGGCAACUGCCACCGGAUGCCAUCCUCCUCCUUCUUCUCCUUCCGAUCCCAAUAAUCUCAACAACGCGUCAUUUCUCCCACCCUCCCGCGGCUGCUUUUCCUCCUUACCACCGCCACCGCCACCGCCAUCGCCGCCGCCCUUUGUAGCCGUCGCGCCCGGACCACUGUCAUUUCCGUUUCCCGCUCACUCUCCGAUUCAAUAUCCUCCCUCCACUCUCAGAUCCCGAUUCCCCUCCUACCCCUCCACGCCGACUCCGAUUCAGGUUUUGGUCUGUAUGGUCUUUCAAUCCUGAUGCUUUUUCACUUGGGUCUUCUCGGUUACUCAUGGUUUCGGGCACUGUUUGGUUUUAGGUUGCCCAAAAACUCUGCUAUGGGAACUGAGGAGAUUAUGGGUGUAGAUGUGGGUGAUUGGUUUACACAAUUGGAAUAUGAACAAUGGGUGGCAAUUCCUGUUUUUGGCACAAGACCAUCAGCACGCUACAAGCAUGCCGCUGCCAUUGCUGAUGAUAAGUUAUAUAUAUUUGGUGGAAGUCGUAAUGGUCGGUACCUAUCUGAUAUACAGGUUUUUGAUUUCGGAAGCUUGGCUUGGUCUAGCAUUAAACCGAACAUUGAAUUGAAUGGUCAUAAAGUUGAGGAAAUGGGAUCACAGGAAGCUCUUCCUGCCACGUCAGACCACAGCAUGGUCAAGUGGGGAAACAAACUGCUUCUACUCAGUGGGCACUCCAAAAACUCUUCUAGUAGCAUGAUAGUGCACUUUAUUGAUCUACCAACACAACAAUUUGGCAUCCUUGAGACCUCAGGAGAUUCUCCUUCUGCUCGAGGGGGAUAUUCUGCUACAAUUGUUGGUUCUAGACUGGUGAUUUUUGGUGGAGAAGAUCGAAGUAGGAAGCUGCUGAAUGACAUUCACACCCUUAAUCUUGAAACCAUGAUGUGGGAACUGGUGGAAUCAAUGCAGACACCUCCAGCUCCGCGAUUUGACCACACAGCAGCAGUACAUGCAGGGCGCUACCUUUUGGUAUUUGGUGGUUGUUCUCAUUCGAUCUUCUUCAAUGAUCUUCAUGUGCUUGACCUACAGACGAUGGAGUGGAGCCAACCAGAGAUUCAAGGUGAUUUGGUGACUCCUAGGGCUGGUCAUGCUGGUGUAAGCAUUGGUGAGCACUGGUAUAUCGUAGGCGGAGGAGAUAAUAAAAAUGGUUCUGUAGAGACCCUUGCAUUGAACAUGCCCAAGCUUGCAUGGUCAACAUUGACCGGCGUAAAGGAAAGACACCCACUUGCCAGUGAGGGGCUAAGUGUUUGCUCUGCAUUGAUCAAUGGGGAGAAGUACUUGGCUUCUUUUGGUGGCUAUAAUGGGAAAUAUACUAAUGAGGUCUUUGUUAUGCGACUGAAACCCAGAGACACGUUACGGCCCAAGAUUUAUCAGUCACCAGCAGCUGCAGCAGCAGCUGCUUCUGUUACAGCUGCAUAUGCCUUGGCCAAAUCUGAGAAGCUGGAUGCUUCCCGCAUAGAAGCAAACUCGAGAGAACGAGGUAAAAAGAAACCUUCUCAGGAAGACCUCGUUAUUGAAAUCGAUGCAAUAAAGGAAGACAAAAAGACACUGGAAGUGUCACUAGCAGAUGCCAGGGCUGAGAAUUCUGGACUCAGAGAAAAGAUCGAUGAAGUUAACAGUACUCAUGCUGAUUUAUCGAAGGAACUCCAUUCUGUGCAGGGUCAGUUGGUGACCGAGAGAUCGAGAUGCUUUAAACUCGAGGCACAAAUUGCUGAGCUGCAGAAGGCACUUGAAUCAUUGGAGUCGAUAGAAAACGAAGUCCAACUUCUCCGGAGACAGAAAUCUGUUCUGGAGCAGGAGAUUGAGAUGAAUGAUGCCGCUCAAAAGCAGGGUUCUGGGGUCUGGCGUUGGAUUGCUGGGUGAAAAAUCAUCACAACCCUACUGCUGCAGGCAAGGCAUCAACCUUUUGGUUCAUACCAUUUUUGUGAAGAUCCUGUUCGCUGCCAUCAGCCGAACUGGAUCACCGAGGAUCUGAAGCUGCCAAACAUUUGCGACAUUUACUUUCUCUUGAAGAAACUGUGGUUUCGGAAUUCAUGAACACAAUUGAAGUUCACCUCUUGUAUGAACUCCGAAGAUCCACAAUAGUACCUGCUGUGACGAAUUGGUCUUUUGCUGUUAGAAGCUUAAAUUAUUGGUUUCUGUGCUCUCCUCAUCGUCCGAAAUGAAGAAUUGUAUCAUAUUGCCAGUGAGAUUGAUCGUCUCACAAACUUAUACGCACCCAGUGCUACUUUCUUUUCUUUGUUUAUGUUGUCGAUUCAAUCAGAAAUCCCAAGAUAAUGGCUUACAGAUACAUUUAUAUGGUGAAAUAGUGAAUGUGUAAACAGAAUCGCUUGCAAAUCCAUUUCUUGUCAAAGCUUCUGAGGAUAAGUUUCGGCCAUCUUGCUUGAAAAACAAGAAAACCCGAGCGGGUGCAAUUCGCUUGAAGCAGUCAUUUUCACAAGCUAAAAUGUAGCAGAUAUAGUUACAGACUUACAGUACUCUGAAAUCUACCUAAAAGUUUAUAUAGUCAGGCAAACUACUCUAUAAUCACAUAUCACCAUUACCAUGUGAACAUAUACCGGACUUCUUUACGCUCUACAAGGGAAAAGAACACAUCUUCUGAAAUCUCCAUCAUCCCAGCACUAGUCCCGUAAACACCAUUCAUUAUCUUCACAUCUUUCAACUGAUGUCGCCAACAAGUACCAUUGCCGCAGCAGCUACCAGGAUCGACAUUCAUAAGCUUCCCGCAGAUGUACUGUAUUGAUAGGUGUAAGAGCGUAGUUAUAAUGAACUCGUAACAUAAGAAGCUGUACUUCAGUUGUUUUGGAAGGCGUUGAGUUAUGCCCACGAACUUAGGACGGCAAGCCCAGAACAGGCCAUCAAGAAGGUUAUCACACGCCUUCAGGCCAUCCUGGUAUGCCGAAUUCUCCCCAAAUUGCAAAUGUUGAACAACCGGAGGAGGGUAAGUGCAAUCAGCUUGGCUCAAGUCGAACGACACCUUUCAAAGAACCCAGCUCCAUCCAGCUUCAAGACCGUGUGGAGUUUACUUAAUCCCGUAAGAAACUGCCUCAAUCCAAGAAACCAUUCGUAUGUUAUGGGUAGACGAAAAUCAAUGUCAAACACUUCAACUAAGCAUUGGCAAUUCGAUGCCACAUUAAGGACAUUGAUUUUGCCUCGCAACCCGGAGCCACGUCUGGAGUAGUAGAGAUUAACCAGAUUGGGAGCAUCAAUCUCAAGCUCCUUCAGUGCCUCGAUCGGGUGGAAAUCGUCGAUCCUGAAAUGCAGAAGCUUAUCACUCGAAAUCCUUAUUUUAUCCAUUCUGUAGCUGCUGCUGCUGCUGCUGGGAUCCUUGAUCACAAAAUGCAGAGACUCCAAAGAUGGUAACUUGGAAAUUAACUCAUCAAGAUCAGACCCUGUCAAUCCCUUAGAGUCACUAAAUUCUAACACUUUGAGACUAGGGGCUGAAGAUGAAGAUACUACUUUCAGCUUACAUUGCCCUGUAUGUUUAAUGUCCAGAGUCUCUAGCAGUGGGGCAGCAGCUAGCUUAAGUUCAAUCAGGGAAUGCGGCUGCUCAAUGAUUAGGGUUUUCAAGUUCGGAAAAUUACCGUCGGCGGAGAUCUCCAGCCUUUCCAAUUCAACGAGGGAUCCCAAACGCAGUGAUUCCAGACGUGUGGCAUUGGCAACGAACCUGCGAAGGACGCUUUCGUCGACCUUGACGUUCUGGAGAUGGAAAACCCUAAGACUGUCGAAGGAAACUGAGCGGUUUCGGAAUCCAUCGUCAUCAUCCAAUCUGCAACCUCUCAGCUUCAGAACCUCGGUGCGACUGCAAUUCGAAAGCAAUCCCUCUGGGAAAUCAUGGAAUCCGUCCGUUUCAACUACAAUCUCUACGGGAGAUAGGGUAUGAUUCACGGCCAGCGCCGCUGCCGACGCCAGCAGCGCGGUGAGUUCCUCGCCGGCGAAAUCGCGAUUGGGCGGCGAUGAGAUCCUGAACACGUCCAACGGCAUCCCGUAGUUGUCAUGGUCCGAAAGCCUCCUCGACCAGGCGGCGGCGAAGCUGCUGAACUUUUCCCCAAGAUCACACCGACGAUCGGCGAAGUCCUCGUGGCGAAAUUCCAGCACCGGGUACGAGCGCCAGAAUUGGAGCCAGCUUCUGGACAAUGCGCUUGUUCUCGCCGCCUGAAUUGGAGAGUUGAGGCGGUCAAGAAUAAUGUGGAUUACUUUAGAAGGAAGAUCAGAUAUUCGAUCAGUGCCGCCGCCGCCGCCGGCUGCGUCGAUCCGCGGCGACUCUUUCAUUGCUCUGCGUCG